AUGGUGAAGCCGUGGGAACCCCAGGGUGCCCUUCCCGCUCCCCCUGGCAUGGUGAGGAAGGGUCUGCUGGUCCCCAGAGCACAGGACACCUCGAACGCCACCGUGCCUAGCAUGACCAAAACGGGCACCAGUGGAGGGUCCCGCAGUGACUGGCGUCCGGGACCCAGCGUCCGGGACCCCAGCGUCUGUGACCCCAGCGUCCGGGACCCCAGCGUCUGUGACCCCACUGUCCAUGACCCCGGCAGCUGUGACCCCAGCAUCCAUGACCCCACUGUCUGUGACCUCAGCACCUGUGACCCCAGCGUCCGGGACCCCAGCGUCUGUGACCCCAGCGUCCGGGACCCCAGCGUCUGUGACCCCAGCGUCCGGGACCCCAGCGUCUGUGACCCCAGCAUCCGGGACCCCAGCAUCUGUGACCCCACUGUCCAUGACCCCGGCAGCUGUGACCCCAGCAUCCAUGACCCCACUGUCUGUGACCUCAGCACCUGUGACCCCGCGUCUGUGACCCUACAACUGUGA
This is a messenger RNA of Dipodomys ordii (Ord's kangaroo rat), 519 nucleotides long. RefSeq names its product keratin-associated protein 16-1-like. The record is from RefSeq and is a predicted model, not a curated record. Gene Ontology annotation, cellular component: keratin filament. The coding region runs from base 1 to 519 and encodes 172 amino acids. The transcript is spliced from 2 exons. Lineage: Eukaryota; Metazoa; Chordata; Mammalia; Rodentia; Heteromyidae.